Sporothrix brasiliensis 5110 is the source of this 465-nucleotide messenger RNA. RefSeq lists its product as uncharacterized. The transcript is spliced from 2 exons. NCBI's taxonomy places the organism in Eukaryota, Fungi, Ascomycota, Sordariomycetes, Ophiostomatales, Ophiostomataceae. The record is from RefSeq and is a predicted model, not a curated record. The coding region runs from base 1 to 465 and encodes 154 amino acids.
AUGACGUAUCGCAGCCAAGUUUCCGAGAGACACCGGCCGCUGUCGACAGAAAGUGGCGAGACGAAAGCCGAUCCAGGGCUGCGCAAGAUGUGGUCGUUGUCCUUUGCCGUCCUUGCUUUCCCUCCGCCCUCCGCUGACGACGACACACACGGCCAGUCCGCCGUGGUGGGCGUCCCGUCUGUCGUUCAUACGGCCAAUGUCGAGGACAGGGCCAAUCAGACACUGAACACAGCUGGGAGCCCUCUUCGACGUCGUGAAGAGCCUUGGAGAAUGUGGGUGGAGACGGGCAACCAGGGCGCAGAGGAAAAUAGACACCGCAUGGGUGGCGCAACACCCGAGAGACCACCCCCACCGGCCAAUGGCGAUACGCUGCUCAAACACACGACUUCUGUGGACAGUUCCUUUCGCAUCGAGGCAUCCUCGGAUGGCUGGAGACGCGACGAAAUAGCAGACCGAAUGUCGUAA